Messenger RNA from Ixodes scapularis (black-legged tick), 718 nucleotides. RefSeq names its product peroxynitrite isomerase THAP4-like. The coding region runs from base 38 to 718 and encodes 226 amino acids. The transcript is spliced from 5 exons. The record is from RefSeq and is a predicted model, not a curated record. Lineage: Eukaryota; Metazoa; Arthropoda; Arachnida; Ixodida; Ixodidae.
UCCAGCGCCUGACAAGCGCUUAAAAGACCCUUGCGCGAUGCCGUUUUGCUCCGUUGGAGGUUGCUUCACCAAGCGGGAGGAUGGGAAGCGCUUGCUGCGCUUUCCGUUGGGCAGCAAAGACCAACACCGGCUUCGCGCGUGGUUGGAGCUCGUCGACCGCGAAAAUUUUGAGCCCACGGCACACUCCAGGGUCUGUGAGGACCAUUUCGAACAGAGCCAAUUUGAGGCAAACAGGGCGGACGGUCGAAGACUGCUCAAGUCGAAUGCUGUUCCUAGCAUACCAGCGCCGAGAAAUGCACAAAAAGUGCCAAGGAGCAAAGUCCUGAAGAAGCGAAGCAAUGGUCAGCUGCAAGCAACUUCAAGCACUGCAGCAACAACAGAAGUGCAGAAGAAAACUGAACCUGUGGUCAUGCCAGUGCAGUGCUAUGCAGAGCAACUGCUAGCAGCUGAAACCCAAGUCCAAGCUGCACCCAAAGAAGCUACAACCACAGCCACGCAGAGGACAACCUUCCCUGAGGUCAUGUCAGGGGAAUGCCUUCCAGUGGAGCUGCUUACCGUGGAAGUCGAAAUGCCACCUUCGCCCGAGCCUAAAAGUACAACCAUGGACCUAGGACGUGGGAUGCCUUCCGAAUGUGCCAAAGCUGAAGAAGACCUGGCAUUGCCUAUGGAUGAAGGUAAGAAACUGUUCAGUUUUUGUUCGACAUACAAACUGAACUGA